UGGCAGCUCCGGUAAAGCCUCAGUUGCCCUUUGGUACUGUUUUAAGUUUUAACUUUUCCGUGCCAAACUGUUUUGCUUUUUCAUCUUUUAUUUAAAAGCUGUCCGGAAGCCAAUUUAAGUUCAUUUUCUACCGUUCGUGUAAAGGACUCAUUGGGAUUUCUUGAACAAAUAACAAAAUAGGAUGAAUUUUCUUGUUUAUUUGCUGUUUCUUCUGCAUUCUGGCUUUCUUGUCGUCGUGAGAGGAAGGAUAAUAGCUAAACCAGGACAUGUGAUUGCAUCAUCCAGAUCUAAACUUGGUGAACAAACAAAAUAUCAGACAGUUUUCACUGAAGAUGGAAAAGUUUGUAAAUUUCCUUUCCGGUAUGGUGGAUCUGUAUAUCAUCGCUGCAUAUCCAACUCAUUCUCGUCAAGACCGUGGUGUGCUACUACUCAUAACUUUGACCGGGACCAAGAGUGGGGCAUUUGUGCUCCUCUGCCUGACACUGUUCAAGCUAAAUGCUAUGAAGCAGCUCAUCUCAAAUACUAUGAUGUGGGAGAUAUAUGGGGAAGAAUCUAUGAAGGAAGAGUCGAGCAGUGUUCCUGUUCAAAAGGCAUUAUUGAGUGUCAAGUAGUGCGCUAUAGAGGUUGUAGUACUAAUCCUUGCCAAAAUAAUGCAACUUGUCGGUGGAUUGUUGCUACCAAUGAGCCUGUGUGUGCCUGUAAGCCAGGAUUUGUUGGAUCCCUCUGCACCUUCACAUCAAAUACUGACUGUUUUAACAAUAAUGGCACUGACUACAGAGGGACUGCUCACAUAACUCGCCUAGGAGCCACCUGCCUUCGCUGGAAUUCAGACAUCCUGCACUUUAAUGAAAGGACUGCAGAGCAGGCUGCACAACUCGGUUUAGGAGCUCAUAACUUCUGCAGGAAUCUAGAUAAUGAUGAAAGUCCAUGGUGCUACAUUUUAAAUGGAAGGACUAUUUCUUGGGAAUACUGCAAUAUUAAGCCCUGUCAACAAACGCAACAAAUAAUGACUGUGCCGGCUGUUGGAGACUCUUUUGAAGACCCCUCAGAAUCAGAAGUUCCAGAAUUAUUUGUUAGAGUUCCAAAUACUACUCAGCCAAAGACUGGACCUGCCUGUGGCAAAAGACACAAGAAGAGAAGGGCUCCAGCUGGGAGAAUCAUAGGUGGAACAUCUUCUCUGCCCGGUGCUCACCCAUGGCUUGCUGCUCUUUAUAUUGGCAAAAACUUUUGCUCUGGAAGUCUUAUAAUGUCUUGCUGGGUUGUGUCUGCAGCACACUGUUUUUCCAACAGCCCUUUAAAGUCAAGUAUUCGAGUUGUUUUGGGACAGCAUUUUUUUAAUGACACAGGUCCUAAUGUGCAGACCUUUGAAGUGGAUAAGUACAUCUUUCCUGAUAAAUACUCAGUUUUUAAUGAUGCUGAGCAUGACAUUGUGCUUAUCAAACUGAAAAAGAAAGAUAAACACUGUGCAAAAAGGACUCAGUUUGUCUCUACUAUCUGCCUACCAGAGCCAGACAUCACUUUCAUUCCUUCCACCUACUGUCAUAUUGCUGGCUGGGGACACUCAAAAGAAGGUGCACAGACCUAUGAAAAUCAUCUACAAGAAACUGUAGUUCCUAUAAUUUCUUCCUUACAUUGUAGCAGUCCAGAAGUCUAUGGUAAUGCCAUCACUGAAAAUAUGUUAUGUGCGGGACAUCUUGACUGCAGGAGAGAUGCCUGCCAGGGAGAUUCAGGGGGACCGCUGGCAUGUGAAAAGAAUGAUAUCUUUUACUUGUAUGGAAUCAUCAGCUGGGGGGAUGGCUGUGCCAGAACAAACAAACCAGGGGUCUACACCAGAGUCUCCAGAUAUAUGGACUGGAUUAAAAGUAGCAUAAAACCAAAGCCUAAAGCCAACGAGGAACAAAUGCAACAAAUUCCUCUGAAGUGAUUUGCACAGUAGUUACUCAGAAUUUGUGUGCAUUGCAUGGAUGUAACAAAAUCUUUCAAGCUCAUAUUAAAUUGUUGAUGUCAUGUAUUUACCUAAUUUUUAAAACCUCAAAACUGCAGCUGUAUGUUAAAAGAAAAUAUCUACCAUUUUGCUUAGAUUUUUUAUUUAAGUUAAAUGCCUUUAUUUUGUUUUGUGUUUGUAACAGCAAAAUGCAUGUUUUAAGGUGGAAGUUUCUUUUGUUUUCAAUUUACGAACAAGUGCCAUAUUUUUAUCAGAAAAAAAUGGGGAAAUCAAAAGGUGUCAUGCUUAAGAUAAAUAAGUCAGUCCAAUGAUUGGUAAAAUGCAUUAUAUUUGCUAUUCAUACAGAUGGCACAUCACAAACACUACUUUAUGAAUCCAAUACCAAAUGGCAUAUAACAGAGACAAUAACUCAAUAAUAUCAGAAGUAGUUAUUCGGUAUCUUACUCCUGAAUUUCUGAUGUGUUAAAUGCAACGCAUAUUUCUAGACUAUGUUUACAAUGCUUAUUUAGUCAGUAAAUCACGAUUUUCUUUUUACAAUUUUUUAACUGACAUUAUAUUUCAGGAGAAUGCCUGCUGUGAACUUUGGGCAUGAAAAGGAAUGAGCAUGCAUUCCAGGUAGGGGACAUCCCGAAGACACCAUGUAUUCUAGUUACAUAAGGGAACUGGUCAAGAUGUUUUGUUAAUCUUCUAGUAGCUAAGGCACAAAUAUGAGCUGCUACAUUUUCAGCAAGAUAUGCAAGAUUUUCACAUCCCCACCUCUCAACACACAAUUCUUUCUUUGACACUCUAUCAAAUAGCACUGACAUGAUUGGCAUAAUAUCAUACUUAGAUUAUAUUUGUUUCAACUCCUUAAAAAUGAAAACUACAAAAUGGAUAAUGUUGAAGGUCAAAGAGUCCCAACUCAAACAAAUGCUUUGGAAUUCUCCUCUGGUCAGUGUUGUCUUAAUCAUAUUAAGCAUGUAUAUAAAUAUGAGGAACUCCAGUUUCUUUAUUACAUCUUGCCUGAAGAAGUGGUCUGAGCUGUCUCAAAAGUCUGCAUAUUGUAAUCUACUCAGUUAACCAAUAAAAUAUGUCAUUUUGUGCUUUACUUCUCAUUGCAGCUAUUAUAUUUACAGUGGGAUGCAAAAGUUUGGGCAACCUUGUUGAUAGU
Polypterus senegalus (gray bichir) is the source of this 3095-nucleotide messenger RNA. Its product is annotated as hepatocyte growth factor activator-like. The transcript has 14 exons. Gene Ontology annotation, cellular component: extracellular region. The coding region runs from base 182 to 1924 and encodes 580 amino acids. NCBI's taxonomy places the organism in Eukaryota, Metazoa, Chordata, Cladistia, Polypteriformes, Polypteridae. Gene Ontology annotation, biological process: zymogen activation; blood coagulation. The record is from RefSeq and is a predicted model, not a curated record. Gene Ontology annotation, molecular function: serine-type endopeptidase activity.